AUGAUACCACUUUCAAAGGAAAACAAUGGAUAUAAUUAUAUCCUUUGUGUGCUGGAUUGUUUCACAAAGUUCGCCUGGACUAUACCAUUAAAGAUACAAAUAGCUGAAGAAGUGACCAAGGCCAUGUCUACAAUACUUAUUGAUAGGUCGCCCAAACUGCUGCAGUACAAAAUAAAAAAGUAUAGCACCUAUUCUACAACAAAAGCCUGCUUUGUUGAAAGGUUUAAUCGCACUCUGAAAACAAACAUGUAUAGAGAGUUUACUGCUCGAGGUUCACAUAAAAGGAUAGAUAUUUUACCCAUGCUGAUAGAUAAUUACAACAGUACAAGGCAUAGAACGAUUGGUAUGACACCAUUGCAGGCAGAAGAAAGUCCUUCACUAGUGACUUUGAAACAACGCGCAAUCGCAAAUACAAAAGUAAAAUUUUGUGUUGGCGAUAAAGUUCGAAUAAGCACUCACAGAUGA
Messenger RNA from Acyrthosiphon pisum (pea aphid), 465 nucleotides. RefSeq lists its product as uncharacterized. The record is from RefSeq and is a predicted model, not a curated record. NCBI's taxonomy places the organism in Eukaryota, Metazoa, Arthropoda, Insecta, Hemiptera, Aphididae. Bases 1 to 465 code for a protein of 154 amino acids. Gene Ontology annotation, molecular function: nucleic acid binding. The transcript has 2 exons.